Molecule: messenger RNA, 1764 nt
Organism: Papaver somniferum (opium poppy)
Lineage: Eukaryota; Viridiplantae; Streptophyta; Magnoliopsida; Ranunculales; Papaveraceae
Exons: 1
Coding region: 1-1764 (587 amino acids)
Biological process (GO): proteolysis
Molecular function (GO): aspartic-type endopeptidase activity
Source: RefSeq, a predicted model, not a curated record
AUGAAUCCUUCACUUUCUGAAACUUACUUUAUCAUGAGCUUUCUUAGUGGUCUCAAGGAAGAGAUUGGUAGAUCUGUCUCUAUGUUUCACCCUUCCACUCUUUCUGAAGCUUUCUCUUUAGCUAGAUUGCAAGAGCAGAAGGUCAAUAUUGCAUCUACAGCUACUAAGCCUCUCACUAGAUCAUUCAAUCUCUCCUUCCAAUAUAACAAAAAAUUUUCAUCACCCAAUUUUCCUCCUAUACCAAUUAUUACCUCACCUAAAUCUGCACCAAUGACACCAAAAUCCUUUUUUCCUCCUCCAUCUAAAUCCAGUUCUGCUAGCACUACCAUUAAGAGUCUAACUCCAGAAGAAAUGCAGAAGAGGAGAGACCAAGGUUUGUGUUACAAUUGUGAUUCAGUUUAUAAGCCAGGCCACUUUUGCAAAGGAAAACAAAAUAUAUUUAUGCUCCAACUGGACACUUCUGAGUCCCUUGAUACUGAAGAAGAGAAAGAGGUAUUUGAGGAAGUCGUUGAGUCUCCACUCACCUCUGAUGUUGAGAUAUCACUUCAUGCUCUCACUGGCACUGUUACAGGUGACACCAUAAGAAUUCCUGGCAUUCUCAACAAGCAGCAGGUAUCCAUCCUAAUCGACUCUGGUAGCACCACUAGCUUUAUUGACAGCAAUUUAGCUUCUACACUUUACUGUAUUAUUACUCUUACUGCUCCUAUGUUAGUCACUAUUUCCAAUGGAGACAGAACAACUAGCACUGGCAUCUGUUCUCAGCUUCAAUGGAGUAUGCAGGGACACAAAUUUGUAGAAGAUUUGAGAAUCUUACCCUUGGGAGGUUGUGAUAUUGUCUUGGGAGCAGAUUGGCUGAGAAAGUUAGGUGAUGUACUUUUUAACUUCUCUAAACUCAGUAUUUCCUUUAUGUACCACAAUAAUAAGAUCACCUUACAAGGAGUUACUCCUAACAAUACUUUACUCAUGAUGAGUGACUCAGAUGCUAAGAAAUUCUUUACAAACACUACUCAUGGUGUUGUAGCUCACUUAUAUUCUAUUUCUGCUACUACACCACCCACUACCACCCCUGCACCUCUUCUACCCUUACUUCAGGAGUUCACUGAUAUUUUUAAAGAACCUACCACACUGCCCCCUAAAAGAAGCCUAGAUCACACAAUUCCAUUACAACCAAAUUCAACUCCUAUCAACCAAAGAGCUUACAAAUGCCCAUACACACAAAAUUCAGUGGUGGAACAACUAGUUCAAGAAAUGUUGAAUUAUGGUAUUAUUCAGCCUAGCCACAACCCAUUUGCUUCCCCUAUACUUUUGGUGAAAAAGAAAGAUGGUUCUUGGAGGUUUUGUGUAGAUUAUAGGACGCUCAACAACAUUACUGUCAAGGACAAAUUUCCCAUACCCAUUAUUGAUGAGUUAUUGGAUGAACUGAAAGGUGCAGUUAUUUUCACAAAAAAUGAUCUUAGAGCUGGCUAUUUUCAGAUCAGAGUUAAUGACUUGGACAUUUUCAAAACUGCAUUUAGAACAUAUCAAGGCAAUUAUGAGUUCAAAGUUAUUCCAUUUGGCCUCACCAAUGCCCCUGCCACAUUCCAGGCCCUCACGAAUGAAAUCUUUCAACCAUUUCUCAGAAAAUUUGUGUUGGUAUUCUUUGAUGAUAUCCUCGUUUACAGUUCUAGUAUGUCUGAGCAUUUGGAGCACCUCAGGUUGACUUUCUCAGACAAUAUCAACUAUUUGCAAAGCAGUCUAAAUGUUGUUUUGGUCAACAAUCCCUAG